This is a messenger RNA of Diplodia corticola, 1662 nucleotides long. RefSeq names its product imidazole glycerol phosphate synthase hishf. Lineage: Eukaryota; Fungi; Ascomycota; Dothideomycetes; Botryosphaeriales; Botryosphaeriaceae. Gene Ontology annotation, molecular function: oxo-acid-lyase activity; imidazoleglycerol-phosphate synthase activity. The transcript has 3 exons. Bases 1 to 1662 code for a protein of 553 amino acids. The record is from RefSeq and is a predicted model, not a curated record. Gene Ontology annotation, biological process: L-histidine biosynthetic process.
AUGCCGUCCAUCCACAUGCUCGACUACGUGGCCGGGAACGUCCGGUCACUCGUCAAUGCCAUUGAGAAAGUCGGGUACAGCGUCGAGUGGAUCCGUUCGCCGGAAGAUGUGCCCAAGGCAGAGAUUCUGAUCAUGCCGGGCGUCGGGCACUUCGGGCACUGCCUGUCCCUAUUCGCGAACGGCGGCUACGUCGAGCCGAUCCGGAAGCACGUCUCACAGGGGAAGCCGUUCAUGGGCAUCUGCGUCGGCUUGCAGGCGCUGCUGGACGGCUCGGAAGAGAGCGAGACGGUGCCUGGACUGGGAUUGAUCAAGGGCACACUGAAGCGCUUCGACGACUCGGACAAGAGCGUGCCGCACAUUGGCUGGAAUUCGGCGAACACGUCGGCGAAGAAGGAGGAGGGAGUCACGACCGGCGAAAGCAUCUACGGCCUGAGACCGGACAGCAAGUACUACUACGUGCACUCGUACGCGCUGCCGUACGUUGCCGGCGAGCUGGAGGGCCAGGGCUGGACCGUCGCGACUGCCCGGUACGGGAACGAGGAGUUUGUGGGCGCGCUGGCAAAGGACAAUGUGCUGCUGACGCAGUUUCACCCGGAGAAGAGCGGCGCCGCGGGCCUGCGCGUGCUGAAGGCUUUUUGCAGCGGGCAGAAGGUCAGCGCGCUGCCGGCGACACCCUCGGCGGCGGCGUCGCGAGAAGGGCUGACGCGCCGGGUGAUAGCGUGCCUGGACGUGCGGACCAACGACCAGGGCGAUCUCGUCGUCACCAAAGGCGACCAGUACGACGUGCGGGAGAAGGACGGGUCGGGCGGCGAGGUGCGCAAUCUGGGCAAGCCGGUGGAGAUGGCACGCAAGUACUACGAGCAGGGCGCCGACGAGGUGACGUUCCUCAACAUCACAUCGUUCCGCAACUGUCCCGUGGCGGACCUGCCGAUGCUCGAGAUCCUGCGGCGCGCGUCCGAGACGGUCUUCGUGCCGCUCACCAUCGGCGGCGGCAUCCGCGACACGGUCGACACGGACGGCACCAAGUUCUCGGCGCUCGACGUGGCGUCGCUGUACUUCAAGUCGGGCGCGGACAAGGUCAGCAUCGGGUCGGACGCGGUCACGGCGGCCGAGGAGUACUACGAGCGCGGGCGGACGCUGGCUGGCACGACGGCCAUCGAGACCAUCUCGGCGGCGUACGGCGUGCAGGCCGUCGUCGUCAGCGUGGACCCGAAGCGCAAGUACGUGGCGUCGCCGCAAGACACGACGCACCACACGAUCAAGACGGCGUUCCCAGGCCCGAACGGUGAGGAAUACUGCUGGUACCAGUGCACGAUCAAGGGCGGGCGCGAGACGCGCGACUUCGACGUCAGGCAACUCGUUCAGGCGGUCGAGGCCAUGGGCGCGGGCGAGAUCCUGCUCAACUGCAUCGACAAAGACGGCUCCAACAGCGGCUUCGACCUCGAGCUGAUCAACGAUGUCAAGGCUGCGGUCAAGAUUCCCGUCAUCGCCAGCAGCGGCGCUGGCAACCCGGGCCACUUCGCCGAGGUAUUUGAGAAGACGCCGACGGAUGCUGCGCUGGGCGCGGGAAUGUUCCACCGCGGCGAGUUCACUGUGAAGCAAGUCAAGGACCAUCUCCAGCAGGAGGGUCUGCUCAUCAGGCAGUUCGAGGACGAGAUAUAG